AGUCCUCAGAAGGGAAGCAGGAUCUGAAAGUUAGAAGAAGUCAGUACCUGAAAGGUUCCGAUGGAGUUUGAAAAGACCAUCAAAUCCAAAUCCCCGAUUUUACAGGUGAAGGGGUACUGGUGAACGACCAGGGAACUAGCAAGAAGUCAUCCUCUAGUUCUACUAUAGAGAAUUAAAACACGCCUGUAGGAAGCUGGGACCAAUCCGAGGGCAUUGGCUCAGUGGGCCUGAAGGAAGACGUUGCAAUGGAGGGUUGCAGGACCGCAAAAGCAGAUUCCUCGUGCUGUUCCAGAUGAAUUAUGAGUCCGUGGUUCUUCAGAGAAAAAAACAGCUUGAUUUGCCCUUGAGUAUAACAAUAGUCGAUGGCUGAGAAGAAUUGUUUGCUGUCGUCAUGUGUGUCAGGCUGGUGGGGUAGCAGGUGUCUGUGUUGACUUGAUAUUAUUUCCUCUGGAUACCAUUAAAACCAGGCUGCAGAGUCCCCAAGGAUUUAAUAAGGCUGGUGGUUUUCGUGGAAUAUAUGCUGGCGUUCCUUCGACUGCUAUUGGAUCCUUUCCUAAUGCUGCUGCCUUUUUUAUCACCUAUGAAUAUGUGAAAUGGUUUUUGCACUCUGAUUCAUCUCCAUAUUUGAUGCCUGUGAAGCACAUGUUGGCUGCCUCGGCUGGAGAAGUGGUUGCCUGCCUGAUUCGAGUCCCUUCUGAAGUAGUUAAGCAGAGGGCACAGGUAUCUGCUUCUUCAGGAACAUUUCACAUUUUCUCUAACAUCUUAUAUCAAGAGGGCAUACAGGGACUGUACAGAGGCUACAAAAGCACUGUUUUAAGAGAGAUUCCUUUCUCACUGGUCCAGUUUCCCUUGUGGGAGUCCUUAAAAGCCCUCUGGUCCUGGAGGCAGGAUCAUGUGGUGGAUUCUUGGCAGUCAGCAGUCUGUGGAGCUUUUGCAGGUGGCUUUGCAGCUGCAGUCACCACGCCUCUGGACGUGGCAAAAACAAGAAUCAUGUUGGCUAAGGCCGGCUCCAGCACUGCCAGUGGGAACGUCCUCUCUGCCCUGCACGGAGUCUGGCGGACGCAGGGGCUGUCAGGAUUAUUUGCAGGUGUCCUCCCUCGAAUGGCAGCCAUCAGCCUGGGAGGUUUCAUCUUUCUCGGUGCUUAUGACCAAACUCGCAGCUUUCUGUUGGGACUUGGCGGAGAGAGGCCCUGAAUCAGAGGCGGCCCCUUCUUUCAGGAAAGGGUCCCGCUGUGAGAACCGUCUGCCUUCCGGUGAGCAGCUGCUGGGCCAUCUGAACCGCAGAACACGGCGCUGAAAUCCAGUCCUGCUUGGAUUGUGACACCAGGAACCCGUCUUCCGUGCUCCAGGCCGGCGGGAGAGGCGUCUUCAGCCUGUUCGCGGAGUUGAGAGGGAAGACGAUGUCCACAGCGGUACUUUGAACAGUUUUCUCAGACCCUUAAUAAAUCAGCGGCAGCGCUGAGUCCAGACUCUUCAGAGCCUUCGUUUGAUCUGUAUCCCACGCGAUGAAGGAUUCAGCCGAAGGUAGAGGUGGUUACAAUGUUCAAAGACAGGCUAGAAUGGGUACAGGAAGGAGACUUAGGGGAAAAGCUGGGGGUGUGGGUGGGUUUUUCCCCUCGGGUGGUUCCGAUUGCAUGAGCUUCCGGCCUCGUGUGAAGCGGGAACUACAGGUGCGUAGUGAGCGUUCUCGCUGGGCAGCCAGGCUGCUGCUCUCAGUGACCCUCAGCUUCCACCUCUACAAACACAACUGUAUUGUUUUACAGAGAAGUGUCCAGCAGCCCAUGUGUGAGAGAAAGCAGUCCUGGCUCAGGGACGGGCGGGCCCAGCUGGCCUCGGGCAGGCGGAGCCCUCGCUCGCCCACCUGGCUCUGUUCCAGACCCCAAGCAAGGGCCGGGGCGGGGCCGGCUCUGGAAGCAGGGUGGUUUCCUCCCUCCUCGGCAAGGGUUGCUCCUGGAGCUUUAAGCUCGACACUGGGCGUCAGAGAGAGGAAAAGGGAAGGCCACCCUUUUGGUGCUGAGCUAACAGGCUCCAGGUGUGAGAGAGAGUCAACAAGAAGCCUCAGGAAUCUAACGGUGUCAUCCCUGGAGCAACUCUGCUUCGACUAAAACUGUUCUUCUUUUCAGGGGGGAAAAAGGUAAUUAAAGGCAGGAGAAUGUCUGCCUUUGUAAGGGGAUCUCUGCACUUAAGUGUAAGAAGGACCCUACCACACCCCUCACAUUUUAUAAAUGAACCUUUAUUAAAGACACUUCAAUGCCAUUUGUUAGACACUUCAAUAUUUUACAUGUUUUUCAAUGUACAUUGUACCAAAAUUUCUAUAAAUAAAUAACUUUGUACAUAAAA
Messenger RNA from Vicugna pacos (alpaca), 2340 nucleotides. The record is from RefSeq and is a predicted model, not a curated record. Lineage: Eukaryota; Metazoa; Chordata; Mammalia; Artiodactyla; Camelidae.